AUGUCAUCAGAUCCAGAGGAAGACCUGCACCUACGUUACCUUCUGGCAGCCAAGUACGAGGAAGAGACAGCUGACCAAGGCGACUCGGCGGAAGGCUCAGCCGAGUUUGAGCACCAGGCAACGAACUUGGAGCUCGACGACUAUGCUCGCGAGUUGGCGUUCCUACCCGACGUGACUGAAGCAAAAUCGACGCAACUCGACUAUGAAGCGACUAAUGGUCAAAGUUUGGCGCACACUCGACCACAAUCUACUCGGCUGUACGCGAUAUCGACGUACAAGGGCAUCUGCCGGUCCGCCAAUGAGCCCGCUGAGUUCCGCUGA
Messenger RNA from Phytophthora sojae, 321 nucleotides. RefSeq lists its product as hypothetical. The record is from RefSeq and is a predicted model, not a curated record. Lineage: Eukaryota; Oomycota; Peronosporomycetes; Peronosporales; Peronosporaceae. The transcript is spliced from 2 exons. The coding region runs from base 1 to 321 and encodes 106 amino acids.